Messenger RNA from Caenorhabditis bovis, 1938 nucleotides. The record is from the annotation of a GenBank genome assembly. NCBI's taxonomy places the organism in Eukaryota, Metazoa, Nematoda, Chromadorea, Rhabditida, Rhabditidae.
AUGCAGAACCAAGAGCACAAAUCAAUGAAUAGUGAUCGGUAUAAUGAAUUACACAAUCGAGAAUUGCGUGGACGAAACGAUGAUUAUCACGAUCGCUAUAAUGACAAAAAUAGAUACGAAAAUACACGCGGAUUUAAAGGAGAACGCGCUUCAAAUUUCGACAGAAAUAACUCGAUUCGUGAUGAGAUCGGCAAUGUACCAUCAUAUAAAAAUCAGACGCGUGGUGGAUCAUUUAAUAACGAAUUUGGUAGCGGUGGUAGAUCAGAUGGUUUCGAACAACAUGAUGAUGGUAGAGGAUUUGGUACCUCUCGCCGCGAUUUCCAAUUGGAACCAAGAAAAUUUUAUAAUUCUGGAGGAUUUGAAGAUAGUAGUCCUUCUAAUCAAAGAGAUCAACUCAUGGAGCAGCGAGAAAGAGCACCGAGAGAUUGGGAACCAGAACAAAUCUCGGUUGAAGAAAUGAUUGCGGAGGUAACGGACGACAUGGAGGGCAUUGAGGUUGAUUCAGAUCAAAAGCUCAAUGUUAUCAAUUGCGAUGAUGAUGUGAAAUUAUCGUCGUGGAAAAAUUCAGGUCUCAACGAGAAAAUCUUGAAAAACGUGGAGGCCCUUAAUUAUACAAAAGUGCGCCCAAUUCAAGCAGCUGUUAUUCCGUUGGUCUUACGUGGUUAUGACCUAAUGGGACAAGCCGAGACUGGAGGCGGUAAAACUGCCGCUUUUGGUUUACCAAUUGUUCACAAAUUAAUGAGUAUUCCGGAUGAGGAACGUACACAGAAAUCGAGACAUCUGAUGCCAUAUUGCAUUAUUCUGGCACCUGUUCGAGAACUCGCACGACAAAUUUAUAAUCAAUUCCGCAUUUAUAGCAGAGGAACUGGAAUCAAUGUUGUCGUGUCAUAUGGUGAAAUGAGCCGGUACAAAAGCUUGGAGGAGAUAUCCCGAGGAUGCGACAUUCUCAUCGGUACAUGUGGACGAAUAAUGGAUUUCAUUUCGAAAGGAGAUAUCCGUUUGGAAAAUUUGCGCUUUUUCGUUUUGGAUGAAGCCGACCGUCUUCUAGAAGACGUUCACAAAGGAUCAGGACCACAUUUGGCAACUAUUCUUAAUUGUCCAGAAUUUGUCAAUACAGCCAAGCAACGUCAGACGUUACUGUUUUCGGCAACAUUUUCCCCGAUGGUUGAAAAUUUUGCGGAGGAUAUUAUGAAGCCAAUCUCCGGUCAAAACAAAAUUGUGCGUGUUGUUUUGGCCCAGGGGCGCUUAAACCCACGUGUGAAUCUAGUAUUCGAAGAAGCGAAUGGAAUUGCCGAAAAAAAUGAAAAGCUGGAAAAUAUUCUUUCGAAGUCACGUGGAAAGGCGAGAAAUAAGACUUUAAUUUUUGUGAAGCAGAAAAAGCGUUCGGAUUUCUUGGCUUCUGCUCUUCUUCAGCAAGGGAUCAAUGCCCGCAGCAUCAAUGGCGAUCGUCCUCAAAACACCCGCGAGGAAGCGUUGCGAGAGUUCAAAUCCGGAAAAAUCAACGUCCUCGUAGGAACUGAUGUUUGUUCAAGAGGUCUCGAUAUCAGGGAUCUCGAUCAAGUCGUAAACUAUGAUCUUCCGGACGGCAAUGAUGCAAUCGACACUUUUAUUCAUCGUGUCGGGCGAACUGGGCGUCUUCGUCCAGGUACUGCAUACAGUUUUAUUGGAGAUGACGACAAAUCGCUUAUGUCGGAAAUAAUCAAGGUUAUGAAAGAUUCAAAUAAGGAAGAUCAAAUCCCAAGUUGGAUGAAAACCAGACAGAGUGGUAAUUUUUCUAGCGAAGGAUUCCCUGCAACUAAAGGGUUCGGUUUUGGUGGUGCGUCUUUCACCGGAUCUUUUGGGGAAGGAAGUGGAAAAGCAUUUGGAUCUUCAUCAUCGUUCAAACCAUCUACGGAAACAAAAAUUAACGAAGAAGAGAAGAGCGAGGAACCUUGGUAA